Ostrinia furnacalis (Asian corn borer) is the source of this 2523-nucleotide messenger RNA. Its product is annotated as heat shock protein 68-like. Bases 17 to 2161 code for a protein of 714 amino acids. Gene Ontology annotation, molecular function: ATP-dependent protein folding chaperone; ATP binding. The transcript has a single exon. The record is from RefSeq and is a predicted model, not a curated record. Lineage: Eukaryota; Metazoa; Arthropoda; Insecta; Lepidoptera; Crambidae.
AAGUUUUUUCGUAAAAAUGGUGGCAAUUGGCAUCGAUUUGGGUACAACGUAUUCGUGUGUGGCGGUAUGGCGUGCAGGUACAGCGGAGGUUAUAGCGAACGACCAAGGAAAUCGAACUACGCCUUCGUACGUCGCUUUUACACCCACCGAUCGCCUCAUCGGCGAACCGGCGAAAAACCAAGCACCUUUCAAUCCUUGGAACACAGUUUUUGGCGCGAAACGACUCAUCGGACGGCGAUUCGACGAUGUUGGAGUCCAAAUGGAUUUACGACAUUGGCCGUUCCAUGUUACGGACGAAAACGGUAAGCCAAAGAUUCUAGUUGAGCAUAGAGGGAAGAAAAAGAAGUUUGCGCCCGAAGAAAUUAGCAGUAUGGUGUUAUAUAGGAUGAAACAAGUGGCAGAAGCGUAUUUAGGUGCUAAAGUUGAUAAGGCAGUGAUUACAGUUCCAGCUUAUUUCAACGAUUCUCAGAGACAAGCGACUAGGGCAGCAGCGACUAUAGCCGGUUUAGAAGUUUUAAGGAUAACGAACGAGCCUACAGCGGCGGCAUUGGCGUAUGGGAUCGAAAGAGACUUGGGAAACGAGAAGAAUGUCCUGAUUUUCGACUUAGGUGGAGGUACUCUUGAUGUUUCGAUACUAAGUAUAGGAGAAAACACAGAAGGGUCCAUCUAUGAGGUCAAAGCAACAGCUGGGAAUACAAGACUUGGCGGCGAGGACUUCGAUAACAGAUUAGUGGCUUAUUUCGCUGAAGAUUUCCGAAAGAAGUACGGGACAGAGAUCCUAGGCAAUGCGAGAGCUACACGGCGAUUGAAAGCGGCUUCGGAAAGGGCUAAAAGGUUUUUGGCAUCUGCUUCAGAGGCUACCGUCGAGGUGCAGAGCCUCUGCGACGGGAUAGACUACCAGGGGAAGAUCAGCAAGGCUUUAUUUGAGGAGCUAUGCUCAGAUCUGUUCAUAGAUACCUUGGAGCCUGUGGAGCAGGCGCUGGAGGAUGCUAAGAUGAAAAAAAGCGAUAUACAGGACAUCAUACUCAUAGGCGGGAGCACGAGGAUGCCUAAAAUACGGAAGAUGCUCAGCGAUUACUUCGACGGACGCACUCUCACUACCUCUAUUAACCCUGACGAAGCCGUUGCGUUAGGCGCUGCGAUCCAAGCAGCGAUUCUAAGCGGAGAACAUCAUGAGAAGAUCAACGAUUUGCUACUAGUCGACGUCGUGCCAUUGUCUCUGGGAGUGGAAACUUCUAGAGGGUUAAUGUACAAAGUGAUCCAACGGAACACUACCAUACCAUGCUCUAACACCAAAGAUUUGACCACUUUAGAAGACUACCAAAGCAGUAUGACCAUUGAGGUCUUUGAGGGCGAAAGGAGCUUGACUAAGGACAACAAUCUGCUGGGCGUUUUCGAACUGAAUGGCAUACCUCCAGCUCCUCGAGGCAUCGCUAAGAUAUACGUGACGUUUGACAUCGAUGUGAACGGUAUAUUGACAGUUACAGCUCAGGAUAGAAGCACAGGGAAUUCGAAGCAGAUCGUGAUAACAAAUGAGCAUAGGUUGAAGCAGCAGGAGAUAAAUAAGAUGAUCGCUGAUGCUGAGAAGUUCAGAGAGGAAGACAGAGAAAGGAAGCUUUGUUUAGAAGCUAGAAACCAGUUGGAGAGCUACAUUUAUGGAGUGAAACAGAUUGUAACAGAACGAGGAGAGAAACUAACCGACGAUGAGAAAUCUACCAUGUUCAAUGCAUGUGAAGAAGCUAUAACUUGGUUGGAUCUUAACACAGAUUGUCUCAGAGAAGAGUAUGAGAGGAAAUUGACUGAGCUGAUGAAGAGUUGGUCGCCCAUCAUGCAGAAGUACUAUGAUCAGAGCUGGAGGCAUAGAAGGAAGAGGAUGAAAAGUGGUAGCUACACGAUAGAAUUAGAUGAGCAUGAGUUUGCAGCUAUAAAGCAGUUACAGGCUACUGGAAUGGCUCCAGUCGCAGGAAAUUCUAAAAAUAGUAAGAAUUCUGAAGCAGUUAAAGAAACUGAACCUUUUGGAGAAGUUGGUACGUCUACAGUGUUUCUAUCAUCUGAAGUUACACCACCAUCUGCAGUGUCUGAACAGUUUGGAUUGUCUGCAGUUGCUGAACCUUCGGGAACAUCUCCAACUUCUAGUCCUGGAACGUCUGGUACAUCCUAAUUUGGUUAUUUUACGACAGAAUGCUCAGUUUUUGGUAAGACAAUGAUUUUCGUCUCAAUAGACAGGUAAUCGCUAGUGGCGCCAACUAGUGAGCAUAAAUACGUGUAAAAAAGACAAGUUUGUGAUAUGAAGAUAUAGUUAUUUUUGUUACUGGAAAUCUCGAGAAAGCCAAGUCUAAGCUAAAAAGUAAAGAAAUAAGGCUAAUAUUUUGAAUUAACAUGUUCCUUUGUCGGAAACUUGUGGCUGUGCGAUACACAAACAAUAAAAUAAAUAAUUAAGUAGAUUUUAAUAGAAGUUGACGAUUUUUCCUAUUUUUCACGAUAGAAUAUUUGACUAACUUUAUUUUCUUAGCUAAAGAAAAU